Molecule: messenger RNA, 1620 nt
Organism: Papaver somniferum (opium poppy)
Lineage: Eukaryota; Viridiplantae; Streptophyta; Magnoliopsida; Ranunculales; Papaveraceae
Product: receptor-like protein kinase
Exons: 1
Coding region: 182-1435 (417 amino acids)
Molecular function (GO): protein binding
Source: RefSeq, a predicted model, not a curated record
UCCAUAAUUGUGAUGUGCAAUAUCUCUGUUUGGUGUUUACCCUGAACCAUAAACAAACAAGAUGAUUCACUAUUUAUAUUACACAAGAGAGUCUCACUUUUCUUACAUCCACAACCUCACAUAAACCCCCCUUUCUUUCUCUCUGUAUCAACAACAACUUGGCUUCUUCUUCUUCAGAUCAAUGGGUCAUCUAUGUUUUUCACUGUCAUUACUUCUUGUUCUAGUUCUAACUUUCUUAAGCAGAGGAGAAUCAAAAACUUAUUGGGGAGAUAUAGAAGGCUUAAAAUCACUUAAAAAAGGGAUUACCGCAUCAUCUAUAACUCCAGGGUCUUGUUUAAGUUCAUGGGAUUUCUCUGUUGAUCCAUGUGAUAAUCUUUACAGUUCUAAAUUCAGUUGUGGGUUUAGAUGUGACGGAAUCGUCAUUGCUGGGUUUAAACGAGUUACCGAAAUCAGUUUUGACAGAGCUGGUUAUACCGGUUCUUUGUCUUCUUCAACUUUCACUUUCCCUUACUUGGAAACUCUUGAUUUCACAGAUAAUUCUUUCACUGGGGUGAUUCCGAAUUCUUUAUCUAAUUUGGUUCGUCUCAGGAAACUGUUUCUCUCUGGUAAUUCGUUCUCUGGUUACAUACCAAAUUCCAUUGGUAGCUCUCUGACUCAGCUUGAAGAGCUUUACCUUGAUAACAAUCAUCUUCAGGGUUCAAUUCCAGCAAACUUCAAUAAUCUUGUGAGCUUGAAAAGAUUGGGUCUUCAUCAAAACAAACUCAAUGGUGGAAUUCCAAACUUGGGUUCUCUGAAAAACUUAGUCUUUAUAAACUUAAGCAACAAUCUCAUCUCCGGUAAAAUCCCAGAGAAUUUACCAGCAACACUAGUACAGAUUUUAAUGAGAAACAAUUACUUAACAGGAAAUCUUCCGAUUACUCUAAGAAAUCUGGGUUCUCUGCAAGUGAUUGAUUUGAGCCAUAAUCUGCUCUCAGGAACUGUAUCAAUAUUCGAUCACCCAUCAUUACAACAAGUAACACUGUCUCAUAACAAGUUUCAGUCAUUACAAGAGCCAAGAAAUCUAAUUCAGAGCGAGUUAUUAGCAUUAGAUAUAAGUUACAAUGACUUGCAUGGAGAAUUACCAGUUUUCGUGGCGAAGAUGAAGAAGAUUUCAGCUUUAUCGUUAGAGAAGAAUAAAUUAACAGGGUUGAUACAUCCACAGUACGGAAUCAAAACUGUUUCUCCAGAAAUUGGGGUUUCACCGUUUGUGAGGUUAUUACUUGGUGGGAAUUAUUUACAUGGUCCGAUUCCUAGGCCAUUAAUUGGUUUGAAACCUGGUUCUGCUGUUGUAAGUUUGAUUGAUAACUGCUUAUAUCGUUGUCCGGCGAAGUUAUUUUUCUGCAGAGGUGGAGUUCAGAAAUCAUUAAUAGACUGUAACAAGAAUUUAUCACCUUAAAUGUUCAAAUUCCUUCAUUCAAUUCAAUGGGGGGCUUUUGCUAAUUAAUUUCUUCUGUAUUUUUUUUCAUUUUUUUAUUAUUUUUUUGUGAUCUUGGGGUUGGGGAUGUAAAUGUAAUAAAAUGGAAAUGACAAAGCUAAAAUGGACUUUUACUUGGUCUGAAAAAAGAUCAAUUAUUUUUUUUA